Molecule: messenger RNA, 1127 nt
Organism: Octodon degus (degu)
Lineage: Eukaryota; Metazoa; Chordata; Mammalia; Rodentia; Octodontidae
Product: serine protease 29-like
Exons: 6
Coding region: 10-852 (280 amino acids)
Biological process (GO): proteolysis
Molecular function (GO): serine-type endopeptidase activity
Source: RefSeq, a predicted model, not a curated record
AGUCCUGUCAUGAUGCUGAGCCUGCUGUGUGUGACUCUCUGCCUCCUGGGGGGCUCUGCUGCUAAGCCUGCAGCAUCGGCCACUGAGAAAGAGCUGGUGGGCAUCGUGGGGGGACAAAAUGCUCCCCUGGGAAAGUGGCCCUGGCAGGUCAGCCUGAAGGUGUACAACUACCAUUUGUCAGCCUGGGUGCACAGAUGUGGUGGCUCCCUCAUCGAUUCGAAGUGGGUGCUGACUGCUGCCCACUGCAUUCACCAUAGAAAUGCGGACCCGUCAACCUACCGCAUCCUGGCUGGGGACGUGUACCUGUAUGGGCACCAGAAGCUCUUGAGUGUCAGCCAGAUCAUUGUCCACCCAGACUUCGUUUAUGCUAAUUUGGGUGCAGAUGUAGCACUGCUGCGCCUGGUGGAACCCGCAGAUUGCUCUGACAAUGUCAAGUCUGUCAAGCUGAACUCCUUCAAUCACGAGGUCACCCAGAAGGAGGAGUGCUGGGUGACAGGGUGGGGUGCUGAGGGAUAUUAUGGAGCGCUGCCACCACCCUUCCGCCUGCAGGAGGUGAAGGUACAAUUGGUUGAGAACUCUCUCUGUGAGCAGCUGUACCAGAAUGCUAGUGGGCAUCGCUACAAGAAUAGCAGGAUUAUUCAAAAUGACAUGCUGUGUGCUGGCAGUGAGGGCCGAGACUCAUGCCAGGGUGACUCCGGUGGCCCCCUGGUCUGCAAGGACUCAGGUUCCUGGACCCUGGUGGGAGUGGUGAGCUGGGGCUAUGGAUGUGGCUGGCGUGACAUUCCAGGGGUAUAUGCUCGAGUUCAGUCAUUUGUGCCCUGGAUCAAGCAGCACACUCAGAGUUCCUCCUGAGCCCAGUCUACUGACUUCCCUGGUUACCCAAGGAGGAGCCUGCUGCCCUCCUCCCAGAGCCUGGGUCUGCUGCUUCUGCGCCUGCCUGACCCGAGACUCACCUUCUCCUCUGGUCUCCUCAGAGCCCUGGACUUCCAUGAACACUCACAGGCUGAGGGCCCAUGCCGGCUCUUGCUGUCUAUCCCUGAUGGGAGGUCACAAGGUGUGUGGAGCAGGGGCUUGAGCUCCAUGGCACUGGUGCCCCAGUUUGCCAAGUACCCAGCUGUUGGAGGACA